AUGCUUAAGGAAACGGAAAAAUCGACAUUGUCUAAAACUUUUCAUAGUGUCACAUAUCCUCUAUUUACAAGUAUUCUUCACUUAUGUGUGGCUGGUUCCAUUAAGGGUAAAGCAUACAUAAAAUGUGACAAGAUAAUGGAAGCAUGUCAAUUUGUUUUAAAUAACAAAAGGCUUAACAAUACAGUUGGUGAUGCAUAUUUAACCUUGUUGUACAAGUAUGUAUUGUGCAGUGAAAAUUAUCCAAAGUAUAUAACAUCAAGUGUUUGGGAGGAUUUACUUGACAUAGCUACUAAAGCAUGUAUUUCAAGCGAUUCUUAUUUGGAUGAUUUUGUUAGACUGAAACUGCUGUGGCUUGUUAUAAAGAAUGCUGGAGAGUGUACCCAGUUUUCUUUAACGCUUCGAAAUUCUUUAAAUAAAAUGACACAGUACUUUCAUAAAUUGGUUAAUAACAAGAAGGCUCUGGAAGUUGUUACAGACAUAAUGAUUUUAACACUGGAUAUGCUUUAUUUAGAGAGCCGUUUAAGUGUAUGUCAAUUUGCAGAGAAGAACUUACCUUUAAUAUUCCAAUUCUAUGAACAAAAUUUGGACCUAAAGAAGAAGUCGCAGCUGUUCAAGUUGCUAGAUAUAUCAAUUGCAAUCCAUCAUCCUCUGGGGCGUAUAAGAAAGGAGGACGCGGCUUUGGCUUAUAACUGGGACGAUUGGAACAAAUGCCUUCAUAGUAUCAUGGCAAUAAUAUGUUUGGAAACUGCUUACAUCCACAAAAGCUACAAACAGAACGCUAACAUGUUACAUCAAUGUCCGUUUUUUGCUCGUGUUGCUGCAUCUACCUAUUUCGUGAUAUUUAAAAUGUCCGCACAGGAAAAGGCAAAUAAUUGCGAUACGGAAAAGUCUUCAAAGAAACCAAAGAUAACAUUAAAUAAUUUGGUGGUUUUUGAGGACCUGCUGAGGGAGUUUCAGAAAAGUCACAUAGCAUGGAUAGAUGUUACUCAUAUGUAUGUUGAACAUUUCGGACACUUCAUUUCCAUAAAUGAGUACAAAAUUCUUCUCGAGAUUUUAGAGAAAUUAGUUAAUAAUAACAACAUACAGCAAAUUUCGAAUGUUUUUGAAAAUCUGACAUGCCUGGUUUUGAAAAAUAGUGCACUUCAAAACGAUAUAGAUUCAAAUACUUGGAAAAAGCUUGUAUUAUCAUUAUGGAAUGCAUGUGUACGAAAUUCCACGAGCGUAACCACUGCUCAGAAAGUAAUUCAUGGUGUAAUGCAGGCAAUAUUAUUAUUAAAUCUUUUGGAAUAUCAUAACGUUAAACCUUUGUUCAUCUUGUACUUCGAGAAGGGAAUGCCAGUCAACGAUCAGAGCGUCAAGACACUUACCAUGCUAUUUAAAAAGUUCUAUGCAAAGAGUUGCUAUAAUUUUGGCCGAAUCAAAUGCUUCACUUGGUUUGCUAACGGACAAAUAACAAACGUCGAUAGGUGCGCAAGCAAGUUCUAUCCCCCUAAAGUUGUAGCGCUGGUAUUCAAAUGUGCAGCGAAACUAACAAUGCUUGAAUAUAAAGAAAACAAUCAAACUGAGCUCAGUUUUAAAGACGUGCUAAUAGACAAUUUAAAGGCGAACCUGCACUGUAUACGUCUGUAUUGUAGUUAUUUGAUCAAUGACAUAUCGGAAGCAAUGUCCGGCGAAGAUACAGAGUCUUGCAUAGCCAGUUUGAAAGACAUGUUUACGGUUGUUGUGUCAGAUGACAACGAAACUAUUUUGAAGGACGAGUUAAGAUAUUCUUUAGAAGAUUUGCCUUUGUAUUUAUUUAUCGUCUCUGAGGGUGGCGAUCAAAUCUCUAUGAAGUACAUGAAGUGGUUUGUCUCUGCCGACAUCUUGUGGCGUCAUCGCGGUGUCGUACAACAAAGUGCUAUGAUGCAAAAAUUCAAACGAAAUAUUCCGGAGACAGAAAUUUUAGAGAAAAGUUUUUCUAAUAUUAUAGUUCUGAGUUUGCCCUACAUUGUGAGUGAAAAGUAUGGCCUGAUCAGUAACAAGGAACCCAAGUUGCGGGAAGCGGCAUCCAAGAUGUUUCAUCAAACUAGAGAAAUGCUUAAAAAUGAAAAGUGGACCAAUUUGUUUGUUGAGAAUAUGGGCGAGCUCGUGUUACUUACGGCGCUUCACCUAAGAGAUCAUUCGGAUGCUCAAAAUGUUUUUGAAAUACAAAUUCCACAAAACUUCGAAUCGUACAACUAUUCAAAAGAUAUCUUCUAUGCUAUUAUCAAAUACUUCAGUGAGCUAAUUGAUGGGAACAUCAUGGAAUAUCUUUGUGAAAAUCAACCCCUAGCCAUACUCAAAGUUUUGUUUGUGCUGUGGGAAAAUGUUAUUUCGGAAAAUUUGUUCGAAUUUAAAGUUAUAUCUCUGCACACUUUUGUAACUUUUAUCGGAAUCAUUCCCUUAGGGAUUCCCUCUGAUGCAGUUCUUUGGGUUUACGAUCCAUAUGCUGUUAUAAUGACUGAAGCAGUUAUAGAAACUUAUAAUACAGAGGAUGAAGUAUCCCGAAAACUGGAAAAGUAUUUAAAAAACUUGUCGUUUCCGAGCAUUGCAACGAUUUCGAAAAUGAGAAAAUUUCUGUGUGCUCAUAAAAAACUGGUUAAGAAUGCCUUGGAUAAGCUAGAUGGAAAAGGAUUUUCAGAAGAAUGUGUAAACAGUGUAUUACAUAAACUUAUAUGGACAUUAAGUAAUAUUUUGAAGACUUCUAAUGAUGACAAGAUGAUAAUUGAAGUCAGCAAUUGUCUAGCGGAUGUUGGGACGUACGAUUUAAAAACUUUGGUGACUGCACCGCCAAGCGACACGAAACAAUUAAUCGAUGUUAAACCAACGCUAUAUUUUGCGUUCAUCGCAGUGACCUCGCUUUUGGAUAUAAUUUUUGAUGAAGAUCCGACAGUAAGUUACCGAGUCGCAAAAGCUUUAUAUCAUCUCAAGAAGUUUAAGGACGGUUCAUUAUGUAGCAUAGAUUUGGGAAUGAUUAACAACCAAAUAUUGGUGUGUCUUACACCGGCAACGUGCGAAUCAUUCGCCCAAUACAUAGUUCAUAGUAUAUCAAUCCUGUGGGUUCCGAUGAUUAAUGAAGAACAUUUACAAUGGAUCCAGCGGAUAACACUGUCUUUACUGGCUGCAUUGGCAUCGUCAUCUAAUUAUUUGAGUUCAUUACAUUCUGUUUGUAAUUUAAAGCCUAGUUUAUGUGAAAAAAUUUUGCCGCCAUUAGUAGGGCUAAUAAUCGAGAAUUCUUCAGAAGAACAAAUACAAAUUAUUGGUAAACAAAUAAAUCAAGUAUUCGUCGAUAUUUGGGACAAAAGCUUUAAUUGUAAUGUUGUGAACAGCGAGGACCGUGCCGUCUCCAAUAUAACCAGUUUAUUGAAUCACAAUCAAAAAGUGAUUGUUCACUAUUUAUUGGAUGUGAUCAACACUAUACGCUUACAGCGCAACCAUUCAAAGAUAAGGAAACUACGCGAACCUAAUGCGUUGCGUCAUAUGAAAUUGGAAUAUGAGAAACUGGCAUGGGCGGCUACACUGGCCGAUAAGAACAUAGCCGCCAUUUAUUACGCAGAGCUUUGGGCGGCGGCUGAGAAUGGUGGCGUGCCUCCGUCGUCGCCAGAGGGCACUGCCAAACUCGAAGGCGGCGAAAACUUGCAGAGGAUUCUUCGAAGCUGCUUCGUUUCCAUAGGAGAGUUAGACGCAACGGACGGUUGUGGCACGGCCCACUUGACCAGCGAGCUGGAGAAGCGCAGGCAUCUGUUGAACACGGGCCAGUACUCAGACGCUCUGCUGCUCCACGACAUCGCCCUUUCGAACGGUGCCCAAGAGGACAAUAGCCUCCAGCACGGCGUCGUCAUGUCCCUCCACAAGUCCGGAAUGCACCACUUGGCCUUGCAGUACAUUAAGUCCUUCCCAGAAAAUGACGACCUCGAUGAUGUUAAAUACGACUGCCUAUCAUACCUUGGUGAUUGGAGUGAGAUUGUGGAUACAACAGAGUUGGAGGAGAAAGCUAAGCAAGCGAUUUGGGAUGCCGACGUUAUUAUAAAAUCGUUCCGUUACGCUUGUUUGAAAGAAUGUCUGAACGCGCGUCCUUGUGAAGCGUUUGGAGUUAACCUGAUGCACUUGUUAAAUAAGGCAAAGCUGGCAACCUCUAAGCUGUGCCGCAUCCUCAAUAUGGAGAAUUGCCAGAGUGUUUAUAAAGUGGUUGCAAACUUGCACCUGUUUCGCGACAUUGAGGAUUAUUGCUCUGUAAGAUGCGGACGAACCCGUCCGUCGGAACUGUUGGACCGUUGGCAAGUGGAGAAGUUGGCCUCUCAUAAAAACUUCCUACAUCUCGAGGCGUUGCUCUCCCAACGGAGCUUGAUACUGGAGCAUGCCGCUAAACAAUAUGAAAACAUGUCAUCAGAUAUAAUUGACUUGCAGUUGCAGUAUGUUGAUAUGGCACUAUCGAAUCAAAGGAUUCAAUUUUCCCAACGUCUCCUACAGGCUGUGAAAAAUUUUAAACCAACAAAAAAAGUUGUGUUUGUGGAGAGCCAGAUUGCUUGGGAAAAGGGGCACAAGGACAUAGCACUCGCAUUGCUGCACGGAGUGGUGACCGAACAUACACCUGAUGUUAAGUUGACAGCAAUGUGUUUAAGACAAUACGGACUGUGGAUGGCGGAAAGCAGGCGUGAAAAUGCAAGAGAAAUAAUAAACAAGUAUCUAGAAAAGAGCCUUGAAAUCCUGAAUAGAACGGAUCAUGCAGAGACUACGUACAAGGUGUAUCACGAUAUUGCAAAAUUUGCAGAUGCUGAAUAUAAACAGAUAGUGUCGUACAUGAAUUCCACAGUCUUCGAGAAUAAAGUUAAAUGCAUUGAAAGUAUGAAAGGGAUUGCGGCAUCCUUCAAAGUGCCACAGGAUUCUCUAACGAAGGAUGAAAGGAAAGCCUUAACGACCAACGAUCGAUUUAUGAAGAUGGAUGAAGAUGAAGUUUCCAGAACCAGAUUAGAGAAAGAGAGUUUUCUCAAUUUGGCAAUGAGGUAUUACUUGCUGUCUUUAAGGCAUAGCGAGGAGACCAAUCUCUCGAUAUUCAGAGUGAUAUCCCUUUGGUUCGACAACCCUUGUUUUGAAUUUGAAGUGGGGCGGAAAGCGAAACUGCAAGAGUUUUUGCAGGCGGUGCCUUCUUGGAAGUUUAUAACAGUCCUACCCCAAUUGGCGCCGAGGAUCACAACAGAGACCAGUGAUUUUGCGAAAUACCUCAAGGAUAUUUUAGACAGGUGCGCCACGGAGCAUCCCCACCACACGCUGCCCAUACUGUUCAACCUGAAGAACUCCGACAAGGACAGCUGCAUACUGAAUGCGAGCAAGGGCGCGGGAUCGAGUUCUCGGGCAGCGCGUCCGCACACGCCGGAGCCGCGCGUCUCCGCCGCGGACGCGCUCGUCCGCGGGAUGGCGCGCAGGCCACUGCUGGCGCCCCUCGUGCAGCAGAUGGAGCGCCUCUGCGACGCGUUCAUAAGCUUUGCGUACUUCACUCCGAGGACGAACAACGCGAAACCGCAACCGAUCCCCGCUGCGGAGACGUUGUCCAAACUGCGCAAUUUGGACGCCCUACCUGUACCAACCAUCACGCUAUCGAUCAGGAAGAAUGGAGGUUAUUCAAAUUUGCCCACCAUAACAGAAUUCGGCACCCACUUUGAACUAGUAGGCGGUAUCAACUAUCCGAAGAAAAUAACUUGUCGUAGUUCGGACGGUAAAUGCAGAAUUUUAUUGAUUAAGGGUGAAGACGACCUUAGACAGGAUGCCGUGAUGCAACAAGUGUUCAACAUUGUCAAUAAAUUGCUCGAAAAUAAUCCAAUCACCAACAAAAAUAAACUUCUUGUCCGAACAUAUAAGGUUGUGCCAAUGUCCCGACGCUCAGGUGUUUUAGAAUGGUGUGAGGGCACGUUGCCCCUGGGUGCGUAUUUGAUCGAAGCCCACAUGCGGUGCCGGCCCAAGGAUAUUACGCCUUCUGCGGCCCGAACGAAACUGAAGGCCUGCCAUGACAACAGAAAGUCUAACCAAGAAAAGUUGAGGGUUUUCAUGGCAAUAUUAGCGAACUUUAAACCCGUUUUCCAUAAUUUCUUUACCGAACAUUAUCACGAUCCCAUCACGUGGUACGAGCGGCGGCUCGCUUAUACAAGGAGCGUUGCAACCUCCUCGAUGGUGGGCUAUAUUUUGGGCUUAGGCGAUAGACACGUUCAAAAUAUUUUAAUUGAUACGAAAACGGCAGAAGUCAUACACAUUGAUUUAGGUAUCGCAUUUGAUCAAGGAAAAGCUCUUCCCACACCGGAAACCAUACCAUUCCGCUUAACUCAGGACAUUAUUGCUGGGUUUGGAUGCUGUGGAGUUGAAGGAAUAUUUAGACGGUGCUGCGAGAAGACAAUGCAAUUGUUACGCGAUAAUCAAGAAACCUUACUGACGAUUUUGGAGGUGCUUUUAUGCGACCCUUUGUACUCAUGGACCUUGAAGGGACCCCUAAAAAAUUCCAGUGUUUACUCGCUACGGGAGGGCGAGCCGGCCGGCUCCGGGCUGGCGGAGCGCGCGUUGCUGUCGGUGGGGGGGAAGCUGAGCGGCGCGGAGGGCGGGGCGCCGGGCGCCGUCUCCGUUCCCGGGCAGGUGGCGCGCCUGCUGCACGCCGCCACCGACCCCGCCAACCUGUCGCGCCUCUUCCACGGCUGGCAACCCUACCUA
Iphiclides podalirius (scarce swallowtail) is the source of this 6711-nucleotide messenger RNA. The record is from the annotation of a GenBank genome assembly. NCBI's taxonomy places the organism in Eukaryota, Metazoa, Arthropoda, Insecta, Lepidoptera, Papilionidae.